Molecule: messenger RNA, 570 nt
Organism: Clavispora lusitaniae ATCC 42720
Lineage: Eukaryota; Fungi; Ascomycota; Pichiomycetes; Serinales; Metschnikowiaceae
Biological process (GO): formation of translation preinitiation complex; translation reinitiation
Molecular function (GO): translation initiation factor activity; mRNA binding
Source: RefSeq, a predicted model, not a curated record
AUGGCCACAAUUGAGCCAAAACAAGUAACCUAUUGCGGUGUUUGCUCUUUCCCACCAGAGUACUGUGAGUUUGGAGUUUCCUUCAAACGGUGCAAAGAAUGGCUUGCGCAGAAUGAACGAGCCCUUUUCGAUAAACUUUACAGCGACGAGGCUUUAGCAAACGCUACGUCGACAUUGUCACUUGAAAAAGAGGAGAAAAUCCAUAAAGAUUUGGAAAAAAAACAGGCUAGAGAAGAAGCUAAAUUGGAGAGAGAAUUCCAAAAAAAGCUUGCUUCGAAAGUGGUGAUUAAACGUAUCGAAAGAAAUCGGAGAAAGCACAUCAUUUCCAUUAGUGGAUUGGAAGUUUUCAACAUUGACAUGAAGAAGUUGGCUAAAACAUUUGCUCUGAAGUUUGCCACAGGCGCUUCUGUGACCAAGAAUGCCGAAAAGAAGGACGAAAUUUUGGUUCAAGGCGAUGUCAGCGACGAAGCUAAAGCUUAUAUUGAGAAAUUAUUGGAAGAGCAAGGUUUGAAUGAGGUGAAAGUAGAGCAGAUCGACGAUAAGAAGAAGAAAAAAGCUGAGUCGGCUUAG